This is a messenger RNA of Filobasidium floriforme, 3796 nucleotides long. RefSeq names its product putative integral membrane protein. NCBI's taxonomy places the organism in Eukaryota, Fungi, Basidiomycota, Tremellomycetes, Filobasidiales, Filobasidiaceae. The record is from RefSeq and is a predicted model, not a curated record. Bases 152 to 3715 code for a protein of 1187 amino acids. The transcript has 7 exons.
UCUCUAUACAGAGUUUUCCCGCUAGUUACGAUAUUUCCGAUGAGAUAGAGUGCCCUUACGCAAGGUCUGAUUGUCAUUGCCGUCAAUCUUGAAGAUCAGGCAUAGACGACCGGGCUUUGAGACACGCCAGCUGCCAUCCUCUCAGACGACCAUGAUACCGGCACCUAAGCGGUCGGUGUCGACACCGAUCGUGCCCAGGAGAGAUGAGGUCUUUGAUAUAGAGGAUGAUGACGAAGGAUGGCAAGACAUGCCGGUCAUCCGUUCGACAGGCAACGCUCCUGCCGGAUUCGACAGUGAAGAUGAUCCGAGGAAGAGGAAGUACCUACCUCCUGUACGGAUAGACGAAAAUGACGACAAGGAAGGAGGAGGAAACGCUGCUGGCGCCGCGCUCGAGCUGGCACCAGAUGUAACGACCGAGCACACCUGGAAGGACAAGGCCGACCAGGACGAAUCCGAUUAUACCCGGUUACGGCUGUUCGAAGACGAAGAAUCGGAAGAAGUGCAUAUGAGGACAAAAUACCUGUUUGAUGAUGACAAGGCGAUGACGCCGCUCAGUCAGAUGCAGGCCACCAAGGAGAUGUUGACCGAAGGUCAGAGGAUCGCCUAUGUCGGUCUUUCUGCUCUAGUCGCUAGGGAGAUGAUUCUCGAUAUGGGCAGAGGAUGGCCGCCAGCGAAGAAAGGAAAAGACGAAGAGACAGGAGUAGUCGGGAGUGGGAGACUUUGGAUGCUCAAGAUUAUGGCCAGGCUAUAUCAGCACAUGAACCUGAACGCGGACGAGCAACGGAUGAUCGAAUCACUAGCAGAACAUGGAGUGCUGGCUGCGGACCUUGUCCCGGCACUGAUGACCACACAUACCGUCAAGAAUCCCGAAUAUGAUCCCGCGGCAGCAAAGGUAAUACACGAAGAGCAGGAAGAGAGCGAAGAGGAGCAGGAGGAAGAGGAAGCACGAGUAUCGAAAGGCGUGGAGAAAGCUGCCACUUCGCAGGAUCCUCCGAAGGCUUCAAGUCUUCGAGCGGAGUUGUUUGGGUCGGACCCUUUCGGACAGCUAGAAGAUAGGGCAGAGGCCCCGCCACCGCCUUACGAGGCGCCCAAGCCUAGUAGGAAAAAGUCUAGUAAGAGCGUCAACCCAUUCGGCGAUGAUAGCGACCUCGACGAGGGGGAUAUAGGGAGCCCAUCAGUACCAUCAGAAAAGGUUGACAAACCGACAGCAAGCAAAGUGGAGCCUAACUACCCUGAGAUUGAGGAGGGCGAUAUCGCAAAUACGCUAGAAGAUCUUGUUUUGGGUAACAACAAACCGGACGAACCACCAUCUGCGCGGAUCCCAGGGGAAAGCGUAGCGAUACCCGAGGACAGGACACAGUCCACACCAGCAGUCAGCGCCUCGAAACCCACUAACGCUGCAGAAGUUGUUGAACGAGGUAUCAGGGAGGAGGGACCUAAACAGAGCGAGGCUUUGCCCGGAGUCUCCACCGCCUUAUCGAAAACGGAUGAAAACGUUACGCUUGACAUCAGGUGGACUGUGCUUUGUGACAUGUUCCUGCAACUGAUCGGUGACUCUGUAUACGACGCACGGUCGAGGGUGUUUUUGGAAAGGGUUGCAGCGAAAUUAGGCCUGACAUGGCUAGACGUUACGCGAUUCGAGAAGCGAGUCACGGAUGCUUUGGAGAUCCAAGAAGGCAUUGAAAGUCAGAAGCAUGGGCAGAUCAUCGAUGGCAGAGCCAAACAAUCAAAGCGGAGGCGAAUCGCGAUGAUGGGUCUUGCCACACUGGGAGGAGGUUUGGUCAUCGGUCUCUCGGCUGGGCUGUUGGCACCGGUCAUUGGAGCUGGACUCGGGGCGGCAUUUGCUGGUAUCGGUAUCUCGGGAACGGGGGCCUUUCUGGGAGGUGCGGGAGGCGCUGCUGUCAUCACCAGUGGAGGUAUCUUGAGUGGAGGUGCUAUUGCAGGCAAGGGAAUGCUGCGCAGGACGAGAAGCGUACGGACUUUCGAGUUCCGACCCAUCCAUAAUAAUAAGCGAGUCAAUUGCUUCAUUACCGUACCUGGCUACAUGGCUAGUGCGGUAGAUGACGUUACCUUGCCCUUUUCUACGCUCGAUUCGAUCGUCGGCGACGUGUUUUCAGUUCACUGGGAGCCUGAAAUGAUGAACGAAUUGGGAAACGCUUUGAAAAUCUUGACAAGCGAAGUGCUGAGUUCAGUCGGCACGUCCGUGCUGGGAACAACAAUGAUGAUGGGAGGGCUUAUGAGCGGUCUCUCGCUCCCAAUCGUCCUCACAAAGCUGGGUUAUCUCAUUGAUAAUCCGUGGUCGAACGCACUGGACAGGGCGUAUGCUGCAGGUCUCGUUCUAGCGGACGUCUUGAUACAGCGGCAUGCGGGCGUUCGUCCUAUCUCGCUCAUCGGCUUCAGCUUGGGAGCACGUGUCAUCUUUUAUGCGCUGGACGAGUUGGCAAAACAGAAGGCGUUCGGUAUUGUACAGGACGUUUACCUUUUCGGGGCCACCGUGACCGCGCCUAAAGCGACCUGGAUGAACGCCCGUAGCGUGGUGUCGGGACGAUUUGUGAACGCAUACGCCACCAACGAUUGGGUACUGGGCUACCUGUUUCGAGCGACAAGCGGUGGACUCAGUACCGUUGCUGGACUGAGGGCCAUAGAAAACGUUCCUGGACUCGAAAACAUUGACGUCACGGACCGGAUUGCUGGACACAUGAGUUAUCGACCGUGCAUGCCGGCCCUGCUUGAAUUUGUCGGUCUGCCGAUUACGGCGGAUUGGUUCGACGAGCCUGAUGAUCCUGAGCUAGAUCUCAGUAUCCAGAAGAGAACGAUCGUUAACGAGCAAGAAGAAGAGCAACAGAAGGCAAAGUCGAAGCUGUGGGGCAUUUUCCCUCGCAAGCAGGGCUCGACGUCAGGCCAAUCUACGCCCAAAGUCAACCCUCCUCCAUCAUUCGCCCCCACUGGUGCUGUAAGCCAGGCAGCCGAGUAUGAUGAUGCCGAGGAUGAUGGUGAUAUCGGAAAGGGAGGCAUCGCUACGCCACCGGUCGCGACACCUCAGGCUCGACUGACCGUGCCGACCAACCCGACCACGAUGCCUUCCUCGACGACAAGUUCCACUGGCGAUCUGCCAGCGACCGCUGGUUUCGACUUCAAAAAGAUUUCGGACGUGCUGGGCAAGAACGUGGACCCGAAGGAAGUGAAGCUUUCUCAACCUUCCAACGUCGUACCAGACAGCGUUCGAAGACUACAAGACCGUGCCCCGCUCGAGAGAGCGGAGUCCGCUCCUCCGCUCGAAUACGAGGCGGUUAGUACUACACGCAACGACUACCGCUCCGCCUCUCCUGUUCCGGCGAGAACGUCGCCGCCUUUGUCUACGGCAACCACAUUCGAUCACAAUGCAGAUUUCUCUCCACCCGCAUCCAUCGCGAACACGCCCGAUUAUUCGAACGAGUGGGCAACACCAGCCGCGCCCAUCUCAGCCACAUCACAACCGACAUCUACAAGGGCCGCGCGUGGUUUCCCCUCACAUGUCUUGCAGUCCGCAACCAACAUUUUCAGCAAAGAUCUGGAUGAACUCUCUCACUUUGGCGGCCCUGUCGAUGACGAAGACGACGAAGGAGGCGACAUAGGUGGUUUCGGAAGAGAGAGCAAGGGCGUUGCGACUUCAGACUGGUCGACUUACCCCGAUCGCAAGCCUAAAGAUGACUGGGCGCUCAACAAUCCAUGGUAGAUGAAUGACGGCUCAACACAGUAGUUGUAUCAAAGCAUUUACAUGCACAGGCAUCGACCGAUUUAAUGAUAUCUCCUGGUG